Messenger RNA from Elaeis guineensis (African oil palm), 1294 nucleotides. The record is from RefSeq and is a predicted model, not a curated record. NCBI's taxonomy places the organism in Eukaryota, Viridiplantae, Streptophyta, Magnoliopsida, Arecales, Arecaceae.
GACUCCCACGUUCUCCCCCUCACAAAAUCCAAAUCUCUCUCUCCCCCACAAGUUCUUCCAGAAGUUUGCUUCUUUUCAGCGAUGAGGUUUGGGAUCAAGGAGAAAUGCAGCAGGGCCGGAGCCCACUUGCAAUCCAGGGGAAGUCUUCUCGUCUUCCUGGCGUUCGGGUUUGGAUUACUGGCCCUUCUUUGGGGCUCUCCUUCCUCGAAAGAUUGGAACCUGGCGCUUGACUCUCUUGAUUUCCCCUCUGUCAGUACCGUUUAUAGCGUCUUUGUGUUGCUUUUUCUGCUGUUCUUGGGGUUUAGUGUGUGGCGCCUUGGCCGAAGGUUUGACGAGCUUGAGGCGGUUCUCGAGCAAUUCCGGAAGGUGAUGGCGGAUCAGCGAAGCGGGCUCGGCUUCAGUGACGUCGUUUGUGCCUCCUGUGGCUCCAAGUUUCGAUCUUGGAAGGGUUAUCUGGGUGGAAGUUUCAAGGGGGGCAAGGAGCCCGUUGUGGAGAGAACGUGUUCGCCGAAAUGGGAAUGUAAGAAUUGCAUUGGUAGGAACGGGAUGAAAGAUUUAUCGGAUGAGCUUAUAGCAGAGGAAGGGGCGGAAGAUGGUGAGGAGGAAGAAGGGUUUGAUGGAGAUGAGCUAAUGAAGUUAAGAAAGGAGAUUGAGAAGGAGAGAAGGCUCCGGACCGAGGCGGUCGGGCAAUUGGAGGAGGAAAGAAGGGCUGCUACUUCUGCUGCUGACGAGGCCAUGGCCAAGAUUCUGUCGCUUCAAAAUGAGAAAGCUUCUGUUGAGAGAGAGGCAAGGCGAUACCACGAAAUAGCUGAACAGAGGAAGGCAUAUGAUGAGCAAUAUAUCGAGCAACUGCAGUGGCUUAUAGAGAAACUUGAAUCCGAGAAGGGAGAGAUGGAGGGGAAAUUCGAGCCAGGUGGGCAAAAGAUCAAGGUUACAGAUAGUGAUGCCUUGUCUGGAAAAAGAACCUGCCAUCUUUCAAGUGUAAUGGAUCGAAUUGAAAUGGAGGCAUGAUGCAUGGUUUAGAUUGUUCUUUCACAUCCACUUGGAUGGAACUGCAAAUGGACAACUCAAUUCUUGAGGAUAAACCCCAUCGGCUACUAUUGUAAGUUUGCAAGACAAUUGGUUUACACUUUGAUAGAAACUUGCACAUGUACUGCCUUAUUUGAUUAAUCGUAGCUGGUGUCAAUACUUGUUUGUAUGUGAUCAAGGGAGACACUUCUUGUUCUUGAAAGGGUUGUGAAACUUGACUUGCAAAUGGAUUCCCAAGUUUGGGGAGUUUACUUUUUGGGGUUUA